Molecule: messenger RNA, 4292 nt
Organism: Gavia stellata (red-throated loon)
Lineage: Eukaryota; Metazoa; Chordata; Aves; Gaviiformes; Gaviidae
Gene: ACVR1
Product: activin A receptor type 1
Exons: 10
Coding region: 5-1558 (517 amino acids)
Biological process (GO): cellular response to growth factor stimulus; protein phosphorylation; heart development
Cellular component (GO): plasma membrane; BMP receptor complex
Molecular function (GO): SMAD binding; transforming growth factor beta receptor activity, type I; ATP binding
Source: RefSeq, a predicted model, not a curated record
CGCGAUGAGGAGCUCUGCAAUGGUAGAUGGAGUUAUGAUUCUUCCCGUGCUGAUCGUGAUGGCGUUUCCCUCCCCGAGUUGGCAAGAUGAUGAACUGAAGCUAAAUAUAGUCCACUACGAAUGUGUGUGUGAAGGCAUGUCCUGUGGGAAUGGAGAUCGUUGCCAAGGCCAGCAAUGUUUUGCUUCCCUGAGCAUUAAUGACGGUGCUAAGGUUUACCAGAAAGGCUGCUUCCAAGUCUACGAACAAGGGAAAAUGACGUGCAAAACACCUCCGUCUCCUGACCAAGCUGUCGAGUGCUGCCAAGGAUACCUGUGCAACAUGAAUAUCACUGCACAGUUGCCUUCUUCUAAAGGGCAAACCUUCCAAGGAGAAGCUGCAGGUUACAGCAUGGAAACACUAAUCGUUGUUAUACUGGCUCCUGUGAUAGUGUUGAUAGUUUUUUCUGCAGUAGCUGUGCUGAUCAUUCGGAGAAUACAGAAAAACCAUAUGGAGAGGCUCAAUUCUAGAGAUGCAGAAUAUGGCACAAUUGAGGGACUCAUUGCAUCAAAUGUUGGAGACAGCACGUUGGCAGAUUUGUUGGAUCAUUCCUGCACAUCUGGAAGUGGUUCUGGACUUCCUUUCUUGGUGCAAAGAACGGUGGCUCGCCAGAUCACACUUGUAGAGUGUGUAGGAAAGGGCCGUUAUGGAGAAGUUUGGAGGGGUCAGUGGCAAGGAGAAAAUGUUGCUGUGAAGAUCUUCUCUUCUAGGGAUGAAAAAUCCUGGUUCAGGGAGACUGAAUUGUACAACACUGUAUUGCUGCGGCAUGAAAAUAUUUUAGGUUUUAUUGCAUCUGAUAUGACUUCCAGAAACUCUAGUACCCAGCUGUGGUUAAUUACCCACUACCAUGAAAUGGGGUCCCUGUAUGACUACCUACAGCUCACUACUCUGGACACGGUCAGCUGCCUGCGCAUAGUGCUGUCCAUAGCUAGCGGUCUUGCGCAUUUGCACAUAGAGAUCUUUGGAACGCAGGGGAAGCCUGCCAUUUCUCACCGGGACUUGAAGAGCAAAAACAUCCUCGUGAAGAAGAACGGGCAGUGCUGCAUAGCGGAUCUAGGCCUUGCGGUAAUGCACUCCCAAAGCACGAACCAGUUGGACGUGGGGAACAAUCCCCGUGUGGGUACCAAACGCUACAUGGCUCCAGAAGUCUUGGAUGAAACUAUCCAGGCAGACUGCUUUGACUCGUAUAAAAGGGUCGAUAUCUGGGCUUUUGGGCUGGUCCUCUGGGAAGUAGCUAGACGCAUGGUUAGCAACGGUAUUGUGGAAGACUAUAAACCACCAUUUUAUGACUUGGUUCCAAAUGAUCCCAGUUUUGAAGACAUGAGAAAAGUGGUCUGUGUAGAUCAGCAAAGGCCGAACAUUCCCAACAGAUGGUUCUCAGACCCUACAUUAACAUCUCUUGCCAAGCUGAUGAAAGAAUGCUGGUAUCAAAACCCGUCAGCGAGACUAACAGCCCUGCGAAUCAAAAAGACUUUGACCAAAAUUGAUAAUUCCUUAGAUAAACUGAAAGCUGACUGUUGACCUUCUUCUCGUGGUGCUCUCCUGAUAGGAAGGCAUUUGUCUGGUUCAGAAGUAGUCUGGCCAGACAGUUUAUACGAUUGGUCCCCAUGUGGCUACUUAUAGAGGCAGAAGUUCUUACCAAGCCAUCUGUUUGGGAGACAUCGGAACCAUAUGGACUUUGCUCAGUGACUACAAUGGGCAUUUCACAAAUGGUCAAGCUACAAGGACUCACGCUGGAUGUACUGUUGCAAAGGUAGUGGCCUGAAGGAAGACAGAGAAAUCCUAAGACAAGAUCAGGGCAUUAAAUAACAGCUUUGAACAGCUUUUUUCUUUUUUUUAAUUCUCCUAAUCACUCCCAGGUGAAUACAUGGAAGUGGUAAAUUUUAAUCAGCAAUAUUGCCUGUGCUUCUCUUCUUUAUUGCACUAGGAAUUCUUUGCAUUCCUUACUUGCACUGUCACUGUUAAUUUUAAUGACAUGACUUGCCAAAAAUAUGAUUGGCUGUAUACUACAUUGAUCUAUGCCUGAGUAAUAGGAAAUUAAUUUGGUAAACUGAAAAUGUAACUGUCAGAUUUUAGCUGCAUUUUACAUGUGUACUGAUGUUUACAAUAAUGCUGAACAUUAGGAAUUUCUCGUUUAUACAAAACUUGCAAAUUAUUUAUUACUAGUGCACUUGCCAGUUUUUUAAACUGUAAAAUAAGUGCAUAAAGUUAAAGCUUAUUUUUAUGUGGCCUCUUUCAUGAUUUCUUACACAGAUGUUUUUGUAACACAAUAUAACCUGAAACAUAAAUUGUUUUCUGUAUUACCAUAUUACAACUCGAUAGUCACGUUUUAAGUGCUUCACAUUUGUAGGUGUGUGGUCUGUAACAUAUUUUCAGUUCAAAUAUGGAACAUAUAUAUAGCCAUUACCCACAUGACACUGUGUCUAGUAUCUUACUGAUCUAGAAAAGGAAAGCAAUGGAGGAAUUAACUAGAAUUUUAGGUCAUGAAUGCUGUGGGGAAAAUGCAUUUUAUUUCUUCUGAGCUAUAUAAUAUGCAUUUAAACUCUGCCAGAAAAAUAACUAUUUUGUUUUAAUCUACUUUUUCUAUUUAGUAGUUAUUUGUAUAAAUUAAAUAGAAUGUUUUCAAGUCAAACAAAAGAGUGUUUUAGUUCUCUUAAUGCCUACUAGUAACAAAGGUAUACUAAUGCAGCAGCGGGUAUCUCCAGGCAUACGCUCGCAGGUGAAUAGAGCUGGUCCAGGUCGAUACUGGGUGGAACACCAAGGUACGAGGCUGCUCACAGUUGUUUGUCUGGCUGUGUUUUUCCUGUACUGAACUGAAUCCCAAAAUAGUACAGCAGGGAACUGGUGUCCUCUCUUCGGUUGUGACACCAGCCGUGUCCAUGCAAACCACCUAGAGCAUGGCUUGCAGAGGAGGUGCGUUAUCCCCAGCCUCAGGGGGAGUAAUUCAGCUUUGCACCCAGAGAACUGUUUUCUCUGCUUGUGCCUUUGAUACUGCAUUCUUAACUGUUAUGCCAAGCGGAAGAGUAACUAGGAAGUGACAGUGCCCUUUCAUCCGUGGAAAAGAACUCCUUUAUUCAUGCGCUUGAAAUCCUCCUGGUUAUCUAAGGACCUGGAUAGUAAUUAGCCAUUCGGAUGUGUUUCCUUUCUGGGUUAAAAAAUUUCUCUGAGUUUCCCUUCUGUGAUUUAAGUCUGCCAGAUUCUGCUUUCCUGUUUCUCUUAAUUUUUCCUUCUCAGCCCCAGUCUUCCUUGUCCUGCUCCGGCCAAGGGGCAUGCCUUUCUUUUUCUACAUUUCUAGUGCAGCAGUAACAGCCAAGUUUGCUGGGUGGUUACUGCAUGGCCUGAGAGACUGCAUAGUACAAUGGCUCUGCAGAGCAGAUUGAAUUGAUAGCAUUUGCUAGGUCUCUUAAUUAAACUUGAUGGAAUCUGAGCAGAUCCAGUGCUGCAAAAAACGUAGGAAAAGCAGGAUCUGAUUAGUUUUUAUUGUUAGUUUUUAAUAGGAAGUCAAAGGCUCAGUUGCCUGAAUGUAUUCCGGUUUGCUUUAAACUGGUUUGUGUAUGUGGUGCAUGCUGGGCUAACUGUUAAAUAACUGCAGCCCAGGAGGCUCAGUGUUUCAGCAGGGACUCGAGUGACUUGGUCUGUUGGGCUGAAGAUGCUAUAGGAAUGGAAGUAACUAGUGACAGUUACAACUGCAAAAUGAGUAGCUGUGUUGGCGAGGAUUUUCUGAUACCGAGUAUGGCCUGAAGUUCUUUAGUUCUAGGUGCCUGGUGCGCACAGGUAUAUCUUUCUUCUGCGUGUAUUCAUGUGAUGGAAGGGGCAUCAGUACUUAAAACAAAUGGGAAGUGAGGCAACCUGCUGUGGGGGUCCCAGGCUGCUGCAGUGCCCAGUGAGGACAGCUGGGGACGGCCGGACAGUGGAGGGCGAGAGGAGAGGAGCUCUGCAGACAGACAGGGACAGAGCCAGAGGGGAAAGUUCAGUUUAAAGUGGCUGGUUAGGUUUUCUACUUCGAGUUUUCACACCUCCAGCAUUUUCCAGUACAGAUGUUGGAGGAGAGGGACAAUCUGUCACGCUGAUGAUUAAUAACAGUUCUGGCCAUGUUGGCUGAAUUUGCGGUGCCUUUCUCAAACGCUAACAUACUGAGUCACAGCAUCUUACUAGGUAUUAGGGAAGAUGGUCAUGUUAAAUACUUGAUCCAUCUCUUCUUUGCUCUGUAGCGUCUUCUGAAAAGUACUGUGUCCGUAGAACAACAACGUGAUUU